Messenger RNA from Salmo salar (Atlantic salmon), 1395 nucleotides. The record is from RefSeq and is a predicted model, not a curated record. NCBI's taxonomy places the organism in Eukaryota, Metazoa, Chordata, Actinopteri, Salmoniformes, Salmonidae.
AUGGCAAAUAAGAUCAAAAUCAAUAUCAAGCAGCCUGGACAACCAGGGCAGAACAAACAGCCUGGACAACCAGGGCAGAACAAACAGCCUAGACAACCAGGACAGAACAAACAGCCUGGACAACCAGGGCAGAACAAGCAGCCUGGACAACCAAGACAGAACAAACAGCCUGGACAACCAGGACAGAACAAACAGCCUGGACAACCAGGACAGAACAAACAGCCUGGACAACCAGGACAGAACAAACAGCCUGGACAACCAGGACAGAACAAACAGCCUGGACAACCAGGACAGAACAAACAGCCUGGACAACCAGGACAGAACAAACAGCCUGGACAACCAGGACAGAACAAACAGCCUGGACAACCAGGGCAGAACAAACAGCCUGGACAACAGGACAGAACAAGCAGCCUGGAUAACCAGGACAGAACAAGCAGCCUAGACAACCAGGACAGAACAAGCAGCCUAGACAACCAGGACAGAACAAACAGCUUAGACAACCAGGACAGAACAAAAAACCUGGACAACCAGGACAGAACAAACAGCCUAGACAACCAAGACAGAACAAACAGCCUAGACAAUCAGGACAGAACAAACAGCCUGGACAACCAGGACAGAACAAACAGCCUGGACAACCAGGGCAGAACAAGCAGCCUGGACAACCAGGACAGAACAAGCAGCCUAGACAACCAGGACAGAACAAGCAGCCUAGACAACCAGGACAGAACAAACAGCCUGGACAACCAGGGAAGAACAAACAGCCUGGACAACCAGGACAGAACAAACAGCCUGGACAACCAGGACAGAACAAACAGCCUGGACAACCAGGACAGAACAAACAGCCUGGACAACCAGGGCAGAACAAACAGCCUGGACAACCAGGGCAGAACAAGCAGCCUGGACAACCAGGACAGAACAAGCAGCCUAGACAACCAGGACAGAACAAACAGCCUGGACAACCAGGACAGAACAAACAGCCUGGACAACCAGGACAGAACAAACAGCCUAGACAACCAGGACAGAACAAACAGCCUGGACAACCAGGACAGAACAAACAGCCUGGACAACCAGGACAGAACAAACAGCCUGGACAACCAGGACAGAACAAACAGCCUGGACAACCAGGGCAGAACAAACAGCCUGGACAACCAGGGCAGAACAAGCAGUCUGGACAACCAGGACAGAACAAGCAGCCUAAACAACCAGGACAGAACAAGCAGCCUAGACAACCAGGACAGAACAAACAGCUUAGACAACCAGGACAGAACAAAAAGCCUGGACAACCAGGACAGAACAAACAGCCUGGACAACCAGGACAGAACAAGCAGCCUAGACAACCAGGACAGAACAAGCAGCCUGGACAACCAGGGCAGAACAAACAGCCUGGACAACUAG